Molecule: messenger RNA, 1408 nt
Organism: Dreissena polymorpha
Lineage: Eukaryota; Metazoa; Mollusca; Bivalvia; Myida; Dreissenidae
Exons: 2
Coding region: 93-1205 (370 amino acids)
Molecular function (GO): protein binding
Source: RefSeq, a predicted model, not a curated record
AACAUAUUUUGGAAGAAAUACAUGAUGCACGUCGACAAAUUAAUGAGAACCUUGACCGGCUACAGCGAAACACAAUAAGAGAAUUGGAAGCAAUGCAUGCGAGCUUAAAUGCCUAUUUAGAAGAUAAUACCAAACGAUGCUUAGAAUUUAUUUCAAAGCUAAACGAAUAUGGCACUAAACUCAAAGACAAUAUGUCACCCGAACGGUCGUUCAUUACGUUAACAAAAUGUCUUGAUCAAAUCACAGCAACAGAAUCACUCAUUAAAAGCAUGAAACAAAUUGAUGGAGUGGACAUUAAACUCCAACCUAACCGUAUAUUCAAAGAAUGUCUUGAAGAAUGCACUGAUCUAGGGAAAAUCACCAGUUGCAUAGGCGAACCACUACAUGACGUUGAUCCAAACAAGAUUGUCAGCAUUCAGGACAUUUCACAAUAUAAUGUUCAAACUGAUAACAUGAACUGUAACAUAACUGGUAUGUGUGAGGCGCCCAACGGGGAAUUCGUCAUUUUGGAUUACACCAACUGCUGUGUAAAACUACUAGAUCAGGCGUACAGGGUGGUUGAUCAAUUAAAGCUACCUACUCCUCCGUGGUGCAUGUGUAACAUUAACUUGUUCGAGGUGGCGGUGACUGUAAGCGAAUAUGAUGCUGAUGCUCUUAACGGGAUUCAUUUCUUACUUGUAGAUAACAGAAAGAUUAUAAAGAUAAAGACUUUUAAAAUGGAUCAUGUCUGUAGGGGAAUUGCGUAUCACAAUACCGAUCUGUUUGUUACCUCCGGUACUGCGUUAUACCAAUACACAAUUGAUGGACGGUUAGUUGAGAAGUUAUACGAAGACAGUUCUGGAGAUAACACAGUUCUAUACGUUGGAGUAAGACCUGAUGGCAAGAGGAUCUAUGUGACAGACAAUGCCAAUGACAAGCUUCUUACACUGACCAGGGAUGGAGCAGUCUCAGUCACGCUUCAGGAUGGUGCAUUAAAACAUUGCUAUAUCACAGCUAAUUUACACGUAGCAGCCACAGGACAGGUUUUCGUCGUAGGCGACAAAUCAAUAAGUCAAGUAGAUACAGUCGGCAAGACAAUCCUCAAUAACAAAUCUCUUAACAUUCCACAACCUGCAUCUGUCUACUUCAAUACACACAAACGAACACUUCUAGUUGGAUUUUGGAACAACGACCACAUCAUAGAAUUUAAAACCACAAUAAUCUGAUGCAUUUACUCCUUUACUGACAAUAUAGGCACAAAUAGGUAAACACGUGCAAAUAAAAAAAAAUAUAAGAAUCAUAACCUUAUUUAUACCGUUCGUCAUAUAUUUACCGCAUUGUAUGGUAAAUAUUUAAUUUUACUUUUGUAAUCAAAAUCGUUUUGUUCUAAUCCUCGAAUAAAAUGAUAUUUUUAUAUGAGCGAAAUGUA